Bufo bufo (common toad) is the source of this 2527-nucleotide messenger RNA. RefSeq names its product deleted in lymphocytic leukemia 7 (gene DLEU7). The transcript is spliced from 2 exons. Bases 201 to 764 code for a protein of 187 amino acids. The record is from RefSeq and is a predicted model, not a curated record. NCBI's taxonomy places the organism in Eukaryota, Metazoa, Chordata, Amphibia, Anura, Bufonidae.
UGCAAGAUGUAAAUGCACAGCCUGCCUACUAAAGAGGAGCAUCCUAAUCUGGCUGUGUGAGAGGACUAAGGACACCCAACGUCUCAGGUUACACAAUGCAAGAGUGGACCACAUGCUGAGAUGUUGGAAUAAAGUCAGGCUUCUCUCAUUUCUCUUGUCAUUUACAUCCAGCAGCUGAGGACUGAGAAGACACCGUGGAUAUGCCUGGACCAGCACUAGUGAGAGAUGUGCUCAGUCACCAAACCCAGGCUUUCACCACACUGAUCACGCUUCUGGAGGAGAGGGGUAUAAGGUGCAACAACAUCUACCUUGUGGAGGGGGCAUCAGGCAGUAGCCUGUGCUACACCAGACCCCCUGCUAGACUGACUGACCUGGAGCUGGACUUAGAGGGGUCAGAUACUGCAUCAAUCUCUUCUACUAGAUCACUUACACUGGCACAAAAGGCUUCACGGAAUCGUCUUUCCAGAGUCGCGCGGUCUACUCUGUCACUUCUAGUGGUGGAAGAAAACAUUCUGGACCACUUGCCUUUGGACCAUCAAUUUUCUAUGCAGCUCAAAGACAGUAUAGAGUUCAGAAACAUCUGCACACAUAUGGCUCUCCAGACGGACGACCGGAGGUUUGAUCAAGAUCUGAAUUUAGCUCAGAAAUGCUUAUCCACGAUAAUCACCAAUAUGACCUGGGAUAUAACCAAUAAGAAUUGUGAUUUCUGUGAAACCGUCCAGGAGCAGCUAAAACUCAUACUACAGAAGCUCCAUGAGGACUAGCAAGAGAUGCCAGCGUCCUGUGGAGGACAGAUGUCUGUGUACUGCAGAGGGCAUGUUAUAGAUUAAUUUAUUGACUAUUAUAUUCACUACAAUAUGCCUUGCUCUUCUAACAAAGCUGUGACAUGGCCUGGACAUGGUCCGACCAUUGAUAUAACCUUUAUUGGGGACUGGAUAUUUCGCCUGCCAUUGGCCAUUGGGCUGACAUGGACUUGGUGUCACACAACAAGUUAUCUUCUCCUGGUUGUCAGAUGAUCUGUUUGUAAGGAGAAGUAUGUGUAUUAUUUAUAUAGUGCUAUAUGCAAUUUUAAAAUAAAUUUUUAUUCUGACAAAUUAACGACAACAGAUUAUGAAGCUGGUAUUUCACAGUGAAGGUUCAACUUUGAAGAACGUUUAAUAGUAGAGCCACAUUGUGGCUGUGAAUUUACCCUAUGGGCUCUUACACAUGGGACAUAGCAUCCGGACUGAAUCCUGACCCAUUAAUUUCACUGGGUCUGUGUGUGCUCACUUUUCCAACCAGCUGCUCCAUCCAUUUCAGGAGGGCUCCACAGGGUACGGGGCUCCCGUUCUCGGGAUCUGUGGGGGUCCCGGUGGUAGGACCCCACUGAUCGGAUAUUUAUCCCCUAUCCUGUGGAUAAGGGAUAACUUGUUAUAACCGUUAUAUUCCUUUAACUAAAUAAGGGAGAAGAUAUAAAGCUGCAUGAGUCAUUCACCAGCUGAUAUCUGUAGUGCUUCUGAGUGCAUUUGGUGUGGUGGAGAGUGUUAGAUGAAAGGAUCUGAGGAAUAAUGUUGGAGAGGGGGAUGGAGAAGAGGUAGAUUAGGGGAUGUGAUAGGCCACACUAAAAAAAAGGAUAGGUAAGUGCCUAAAACUAUAGGAGUUGGGCCUUAGGGCUCAUUCAGACGACCAUAUAUAUUUUGCGGUCUGCAAAUUGUGGAUCUGCACAACACGUAUACUGGCCACGUGUGGUCUACAUUUUGUGGAACGGAGCGGCAAGCCCUAUGAUAGGAAUUCCUAUUCGUGUCCACAAUUGCAAACAAGAAUAGGAAAUUUUUUAUUUUUUUUGCAGGGCCAUAGAACAGAAGUACGGAUGCGGACGGCCGAAGGUUAUAUUAACACGACCGUGAAAAAAUGUCUGUUAAAAACGGGAAAACGGUCUGUUUUUAACGGAGGCUUUUCUGAGAAACAGACGUUAAAUACGGUCCCAUUCAAUUGUAUGAAGGCUGUUGGUCAGUGAAAAUGGAGAAGAUAGAAAAUGCUCUAUUUUUUGACGUCCGUUAUUCACUGGCAGUAAAAAACUGCCGUGCGAAUAACCUCAUAGACUGCCAUUGUUCUUAAUACAGAUGUGUGACAGCCAAUAAAAAAAACAUCUGUCACACGUCUGUCGUGUGAAUGUAGACUCGGGGAGUGAGAGGUUUGGAUUGUGGAGGAUGUUAGUCGUAAACCAUUUACAGAAUGGAGAUCUAUGGAGGAGAGCUUUGUGUGUGAGAAGUCUCAAUUGAAUUCUAUAAUGUUUGAAAAGUAAUAAAGCACCCAUAGAGAAGCAUUGGGCUUAGGUUUACCUCUGUAUUCCUCCGAUUUUAUCCAGAGGCAUACAGAACUUAUGUUUCUGCUGAUUUCCUAGUGAACUUGGCAAAAACAAUAUUGUUAGGCUCCACUGAAUUAUGUAUUAGGCCUCCUGCACAUGACCGUAUCCGUUUUACAGUCUGCAAAUCGCGGAUCCGCAAAAUAUGGAUGCAGUCCAUGUGAAUCCCCACUGUAAAAAAAA